AUGACUGCCGCUGAAGUAAGACAUAGGGUAUUACAAGUGACGGAUGCAAGGAAAAGACUUUUAGAUCUCAUACAAUAUGCUCAGAGGAAUAGUAUAGGUCUUCGUUUACAUGGAGGAGACAUAAGUGAUUAUUUUAAAGUGUUAGUACGACAUUUGCUUCGGCUCUCCAAGAGUCUUACCCAUCCACAUAGGAAAAGGGCAAGAAUCUUAUUGUUUUCAUUAGUUACAGCCGUGGGGACAGUAUUUUUGACGGGUUCUUAUUAUAUGAGGAAAACCUACAAGAGACUGAGGUCAUAUUCUCAGUCAAAACCCCCACUUUUGAGAAGAACUAGAUCUCAGACUCGUUUGGAAAGUGGUGCUAGGAUCAUGUAUAUUUCAGAGGAUAAAGUUUCGGAAGAAGAUCAAGAUGAUCGUAGUGGUGCUCCUGUUAGGCAUCUUGAUGGUGUUAGUAGUGAAAGAUUGGGACGUACUAAGAAAAUAUUCAUUCCCAAACGUGACGGCGAUGUUUUUGAAAGGGACAAGUACCUUUUCAAGUCAGUUGAAACCUCGUAUGAACCUCAUUCACAGUUGUUUUAUUCAAAAUUUUUAAAUCAGAUGAGUGCAUUGAUUAAAAUUCUAAUACCGUCAUGGUUGGAUAAAAACGUUGCCUUACUCUCAUUACAAGUUUUCUUUCUCAUAAUGAGAACUUGGUUAUCUCUCUUCGUUGCUCGGUUAGAUGGUCAAAUCGUUAAGGAUGUUAUUGCCGGUAGGGGUAAGGGGUUUUUAGCAGAUUUGGCUUGUUGGUUCAUCAUCGCAUUACCAGCAUCUUAUACCAAUGGUGCUAUUAAGUUCUUACAGAGGAAAUUAAGUUUAAAUUUUAGGGUUUAUUUGACUCGUUAUAUCCAUGACAUGUAUCUGGAUGAGAGGUUGGCCUUUUACAAAUUGAUAUUUGACACGCAAUCCGAUAGUAGUGUGAUUAAGAAUAUUGAUAAUUCAAUCACUAACGAUGUGACCAAAUUUUGUGAUGCCUUUUGUUCAGUAUUCGCCGAUAUUGCUAAGCCGGUUAUUGAUUUGGUAUUCUUUGCCGUGUAUCUACGUGAUAAUUUGGGGACGUUUGGUGUUGUAGGUAUUUUUGCCAACUAUUUCCUCACUGGUUAUAUUUUAAGGAAGUAUACUCCACCAUUAGGUACACUGGCAAGCCAUAAAUCUAGUGCUGAAGGGGACUUCUACAACUAUUUGUUAAACAUGUCGAGUAACAAUGAGGAAAUUGCAUUUUAUCAGGGGACAGAGGUGGAAAGGGCUAAAGUUACGGAAUUGUACAGCAAUUAUUUCGAUAAUUCCCUUCAAAUUGAUCAAAGCAAAUUUAAUUACACAAUGAUGGAGGACUAUAUUCUCAAAUAUACUUGGUCUGCAUUGGGAUAUGUGUUUGCAUCUAUCCCCAUUGUAAUUUCAACAUUGUCAUCGAAAGAAAAUUUGGAAAAUAGUAACAUGAGAGAUUUUAUCGUCAAUAAAAGAUUAAUGCUUUCGUUAGCGGAUGCUGGUUCCAGAUUAAUGCAUUCUAUAAAGGAUAUUUCACAAUUAACCGGUUAUACCAAUCGAGUUUUUGUCCUAUUAGGUGCCCUGCAUAGAGUUCAUUUCAGAAGAUUUAAUUACGGUGCCUUCGUGGGGAUGGAAAUGGGGUACGGUGAUUCUAAGGAUAUGGUUCGUGGUACUGUACAAAGAAACUUUCAUGGUAUUAGAUUUGAAAAUAUUGACAUUAUCAUUCCAUCCAGAAGAGCUGGUAGAGGUGCCAAACUGAUUGGUACAUUAACGUUUCAAAUUCCAUCAGUCAUUGAACCAUCAUCUAAAUCUUCAUCCAUUCAAGACUUCAAGAAAAACUUCGAUCCUAACGUGCCCCUAAUCGAUAGUACUGGUGCUUCACUAUUGAUUUUAGGUCCCAACAGUUGUGGUAAAAGUUCCAUCCAACGUAUUAUUACAGAGGUGUGGCCAGUCUACAACAAAAAUGGAUUGUUAUCGAUUCCAGCCCCAAGCAAUCUUUUCUGUGUUCCACAGAGACCUUAUUUUACUAGAGGUGGUACUUUUAGGGAUCAAAUCAUAUACCCAAUGUCUUCCGAUGAAUUUUUCGAUAGAGGGCUUAAGGAUAAAAAUCUUGCACGAAUUCUUAAAGAGGUCCACCUAGAUUAUCUGCUGGACAGAGAAAUAGGUUGUUCAUAUAUGGAUGCAGUGGCGGAUUGGAAAGAUGUUUUAAGUGGUGGUGAAAAGCAAAGAAUGAAUUUUGCACGUAUUCUUUUCCACAGACCAAGAUUUGUAGUAUUAGAUGAAGCUACCAAUGCGAUCAGUGUGGAUAUGGAAGAUUACCUUUUCAAUCUUUUAAAAAGAUACAGGUUUAAUUUCAUUACAAUUUCACAAAGACCAAGUUUAAUCAAAUACCAUGACAUGCUGUUAGAGGUCGAUAGUAGUGGUUCAUGGCAACUACAAGCAUUGGGUACUGUAGAGGCUAUUACAUCUAUCGAUCAUGAACUCGAUAAUUUAAAGGGCAAGUUAGCCGAUGUGGUAAAGUUGGAAGAAGAACGUAAAGCACUAAGACAAAAGCUGGAAGUAUCUUAA
This is a messenger RNA of Zygosaccharomyces rouxii, 2586 nucleotides long. It is a transcript of the gene PXA1, whose product is annotated as ATP-binding cassette long-chain fatty acid transporter PXA1. Gene Ontology annotation, cellular component: peroxisomal membrane. The transcript has a single exon. NCBI's taxonomy places the organism in Eukaryota, Fungi, Ascomycota, Saccharomycetes, Saccharomycetales, Saccharomycetaceae. The record is from RefSeq and is a predicted model, not a curated record. Gene Ontology annotation, molecular function: ATP binding; ABC-type transporter activity; ATP hydrolysis activity. The coding region runs from base 1 to 2586 and encodes 861 amino acids. Gene Ontology annotation, biological process: very long-chain fatty acid catabolic process; peroxisome organization; long-chain fatty acid import into peroxisome.